This is a messenger RNA of Puntigrus tetrazona (Sumatra barb), 3459 nucleotides long. RefSeq lists its product as uncharacterized. NCBI's taxonomy places the organism in Eukaryota, Metazoa, Chordata, Actinopteri, Cypriniformes, Cyprinidae. Gene Ontology annotation, biological process: proteolysis; cell-matrix adhesion. Gene Ontology annotation, molecular function: serine-type endopeptidase activity. The coding region runs from base 173 to 3127 and encodes 984 amino acids. The record is from RefSeq and is a predicted model, not a curated record. The transcript is spliced from 17 exons.
AGAGAGAGCUUGCAUGCUAAUAUGCAAAUUUAUUCAGUAUUUGGAGCACAUAUUUACAUUCUUCACUGAAUGUGAUGUCUUUCUAUGUAACAGAUUUGCACAGAAAACAGCUGUGAAGAUCAGAUGCAAAAUCUAACAUUUAAGAGAGACAACUAAAACAGAUUGCAUUACAAUGGAAUUGCUGUAUCUGAUGCUGAUAUUUAUCAUCAGUGACAUGAGAAAAGCUGUAAAAGGCCAGCGCUGUGGGGUUUCUUCACUCAGUGCUGGUGUUGUAGGAGGUGAGGAUGUAGGGAACAGGCCUUGGCUGGUCCGUCUACACAUUUCCGGCCGUGGCUUCUGCGGAGGUUCCCUCAUCAGCCGUGAAUGGGUGCUCACUGCAGCUCACUGCACUGACUAUCUAUCCUCAGACUCUGAACUGAACUAUACCGUUUACCUGGGUAGGCAGAGCCAAAACACUUCGGUGUCUAACCCACACGAGGUGAGUCGAGGAAUCCGAUCCAUCGUUCCACAUCCGGACUACGACCCCUCACAGUGUGUUAACGACAUCGCCUUGCUGAGACUGAGCGAGCCAGUGAACUUCACGAACUACAUUAGCCCCAUCUGCCUCGCUGCGAACGACAGCGUCUUUUACAACUGCACCACCUGCCGGUCCACCAGAUGGGGAGAAACCGGCUUUUUAGACUCUCAGCACACUUAUGGAACUCUGCAGGAAGUGAAGAUGAGAAUAGUUGGGAAUAAGGAGUGUGACUGCAGGGUUAUGGACGUAACAAUCACUCCGACAAUGAUCUGUGCCGAAGAAGAGGCUGGAGAAAAAACAUGUUAUAGAGAUUCUGGUGGUCCAUUACAGUGUGAGCAGGAAUCUGUCUGGAUCUUAGCUGGUGUCACUAAUCCUUCUUCUUGUGGCACUGGAAAUGCACCUGACAGCUAUGCUAGAGUAUCCAGUUACCAAAACUGGAUUAUGAAGAAUGUUAAUGGAACAGACAUUGGCUUUGUGACUUUUACAUCUGAUGGUGAAGACAAGGACAGCAGCUUUCUGUGUAGUCACGGAAGAUAUAGAGACAUCAUCGCUCCACUUUGGACAGACAUGGACAACACUGUCAAUGGAACAAUCUCCUAUCGUCAGGUCACCAGUGGUGGACUCUUACUAGCAGCUUCAAACAACAUAAACCAGUAUUUUCCCAAUCUGAACUUCACUGCCUCAUGGCUGUUCAUUGCCACUUGGGAUAAAGUACCCUACUAUGACGACCCACAAUCGGUCAACAAUAAUGGAUAUUUGACGUUUGAACCAUUUUAUGAAAGCCUCCCCAAGGCUUUCCCUGCAAACUCUACUAGAGAUAUUAUAGCUCCACUCUGGGCAAAGUUGGACUGUAGCGUCAGAGGAAGCAUCUCCUACAGAAUUGUAACUCGGGGCCAUAUUCUGGACCGGGCGAGAAAUGAUAUCAAACAGUAUUUCCCUCAGUUUGGGUUCUCAGUUUAUACGGUGUUCAUUGCGACUUGGAAUUGGAUGCCCUACUUGAACAGCUCCACGACGGCUGGCUAUGACACAAUAAACUCAACAGAUUAUUUUUCGAUCCCUGUGCCUGAUGAAAGUAAGCUCUUCAACUCCAGUAAUGUCAAUGUCCCGGGACGCUGGGUGUUUCGUGUUGACGGUGGACCUGAGGAGGGAGUAUUCUACCCAUAUGGAGAUGAAGAGGAUGAGAUGUGUCCUCAGUCAGAUGAUGGAAGUUCUCCACCGAUUCCUCUUCUGCAGCCGUUUGUGUACUUUGGCCGAGUAUAUGACAAAAUAUUUGCUGGCUAUGACACAAUAAACUCAACAGAUUAUUUUUCAAUCCCUGUGCCUGAUGAAAGUAAGCUGUUCAACUCCAGUAAUGUCAAUGUCCCGGGACGCUGGGUGUUUCGUGUUGAUGGUGGACCUGAGGAGGGAGUAUUCUACCCAUAUGGAGAUGAAGAGGAUGAGAUGUGUCCUCGGUCAGAUGAUGGAAGUUCUCCACCGAUUCCUCUUCUGCAGCCGUUUGUAUACUUUGGCCGAGUAUAUGACAAAAUAUUUCAGUGGCACAUCAGAAGUUAUUGGGUAAAAGCAUCAUUGUUUUUUGUGUCAGCUUCCUCAGAUGAUGUUUCUAGUGCUCUGAUGUGUGGAAUAACCCCAGUUACCACCAGCAGCAGGACAGUAGGAGGUCAGAACGCUUCAGCCGGACGCUGGCCCUGGCAGGCUAGUCUUCUUCUGCUAAGCAGACACAUCUGUGGAGGUUCUCUCAUCAACAAAGAAUGGGUGCUGUCUGCUGCACGUUGUGUUCUUGGGUAUCCCACCUCUUUUUUCACUGUGGUUUUGGGGCGACAGAUCCAGGGAGUCUUCAGCCCCAAUGAAGUGUUCAGAUAUGUGAGGAGAAUCAUCAAACAUCCCAGUUACAACAAUUUGACAAACGAAAACGAUAUCGCUCUUCUCAAAUUGAGGACACCCGUCACCUUCACCGACUACAUCAGACCCGUGUGUCUAGCAGCUUAUAACAGUGUGUUCAACAGCGGCACAGACAGCUGGAUCACUGGAUGGGGAAACAUUAGUGAAGGAGUGGCUCCUCCGUCCCGUCAAGUUCUUCAGGAAGUAGAGGUUCCUGUAAUUGGUAACAGACAGUGCAACUGUCUCUAUGGAGUUGGAAAUAUAACAGACAACAUGAUCUGUGCUGGUGUCCUGGAAGGAGGCAAAGAUUCGUGUCAGAGGGACUUAGGAGGUCCGAUGGUGAGCAUGCAGAGCUCUGUAUGGGUUCAGUCUGGUAUUGUUAGCUUUGGGACUGUCUGUGCUGGACCUGAACUUCCUGGUGUGUACACCAGAGUAUCACGCUAUCAGGAAUGGAUCAGCUCUUUUGUGUGCAGUGAUCCUCCAGGUUUUGUGCAGUUUACCUCCGCUGAAGCUGAUCCUGACUACAGUUACAGCUGUCCGGGUCUUCCUCCUCCUUCCUCAUUAAUAGGUUCAGUAUCUAACAUUAGAUCUUCUGCAACAACUCCUACUCAAAAUUCUUCGCUAUCAUAUUUGCUGUUACUUUUAGCAAUACUUAAUUUUAUGUGUAAAGAUACAUUUGGGGCAAAUACCUUUAAUCAUCAGGAAUAUAUCAAAUAUGACAAGAAGAAAUAAUACAAUAUGUUUCAAAUAUAACAAUGAUCUCUGAAUGAUCAUGUGCCACUAAAUAUAUAUAUAUAUAUAUACAUACACUAUAUUGCCAAAAGUAUUCAAAAGUAUAGCAGCAAUAUAGUGUAUAUAUAGACACUAUUAUAUGUGUAUAUUAAUUAGGGGUGGCAUGAUACAUAGUUGUCACGGUACAGGUCAAGGUUCGAUACAACAGGAGAAAAACAACAAAUAUACCAUGCACGGUUACUUCAUUUAUUUUGAACAGAUAGUAGUAUAAAUUACAUUUUUUCCCUCCUAGAUGUGAAAACAAUAAACAUUAGGCUAUAUUACAUUACAAU